AUGUCUCUUGAAAUCUUGAAGUCUGCAUGGAAGGUCAUCCCCAUGUUUCAAUCCCGCUCUAUCUCUCUUACUGUGAAGUUCUACACUGAGAAGCUCGGAUUUGAGCUCGCCAGUGUGAAGCCCGAGGAUGAAUCAUCUCAAGCGACAUUUUGCUCUCUGUUCAUUGGCAAAAAAGCGGAUGCCAACUUUUACUUCUCAAGGGCAAGCAAUGAAGAUUUCAACCCAUCUCAUGCUAUGAUUGCACUAGGGACACGACAGCUGGAUGAAUACUAUGACUAUCUGGGAAGACUUGCAGGCAUCGAAAUUACAGAAGAAAUCGAGGAUACACCAUGGGGAUUUCGACAGUUCACAAUCAAGGAUAAUGACGGGAAUCUCCUGACCUUCUUCAAAUUUCUGGAAGGGGGAAAUCCAGGACAAGAGUGA
Messenger RNA from Penicillium soppii, 423 nucleotides. RefSeq lists its product as uncharacterized. The record is from RefSeq and is a predicted model, not a curated record. The transcript has a single exon. NCBI's taxonomy places the organism in Eukaryota, Fungi, Ascomycota, Eurotiomycetes, Eurotiales, Aspergillaceae. Bases 1 to 423 code for a protein of 140 amino acids.